Anopheles merus is the source of this 5839-nucleotide messenger RNA. It is a transcript of the gene btz, whose product is annotated as ataxin-2 homolog. The record is from RefSeq and is a predicted model, not a curated record. Gene Ontology annotation, molecular function: mRNA binding. The coding region runs from base 683 to 4615 and encodes 1310 amino acids. Gene Ontology annotation, cellular component: exon-exon junction complex. Gene Ontology annotation, biological process: mRNA processing. Lineage: Eukaryota; Metazoa; Arthropoda; Insecta; Diptera; Culicidae. The transcript is spliced from 3 exons.
UUUUGCGUCCGCCAGCCAGCCAGCCACCACCAGUCGGGUCGCUCGCUGUAGUUUUUUAUCAUCGGUGCAGAUUUCACAAACUCUUCUCGAAACUCACACACACGGUCGACCGGACCCGGACGAGUAGUAAAUCGAAUCGGAAAACUUCCCCGCCCCCUCCUCCCAACAGGAGACGUGUCCCGGCGGUUGUGUGUUGCCGCGUUGUUCCCCCCCCCCCCAUCAGUCCCGUUUGUCCGACCGGAACGGGUACGGGGUGUGUGGAGGCUUCCCUGCACGGCGUGUAGAAAAAGGAUUGUGUACUCUGGUGUGUCGUCGCACACGCGUAACGAAUAGAAGAACCACAGAGCGGAGCUCAUACGCCGCAGCAGGUGUUUUGUGGGGUGGAAUUGCGGGAGGGGCGUGAUUUGGUAGUGAAAAGUGUGUUUUGUUCUGUGUUGCCACAGUGUGUGUGUGUGUGGGAGGUGAAAGAAGGGAAAGAAAGCACCGGCUGCAUUCCGUUCCCGGGAUCCGGCGGCACACGGCAGAGUGCCUUGGAGAGUGCCGUGAACGCGGGUCGAAGGAAGGGUGCGGUAACGAGCCGUCGUCCCACGCAGCAAAGGAAAAGCUGCACGCUCAUCGGCAGACACACACACUGCGGAACGCAUCGACACACACACACACACGAUCCCAGGUCGGCAGAGAAAUGUCGGAGAAAGCAGCAGUCGUCACAGCAGCAGUAGCCGCGGCCGUUCCGGCACCGCUACCGCCAGCUCCGGUAGUGCCAGCUCCGGCUCCGGCAGCAGCAGCAGCAGCAGCAGCAGUAGCGGCACCAGCAGCAGGAGCAGCAGCAACAACAACUACAGCCACACCGCCAGCUCAACAGAAGUUAUCGGAAUCGGAUGAUUUUACCGACAAUUCGGCAGAAAACACAAAGGAAGCCAAUCAGGAGGACACUUCGCAGCAGAGUGGCCUGGCAACGGUCGAGUCCGAGUACGAUACUGCCUCCGAUUCGCCGUCGGACGGUGGCGAGGAGGAAGACGAAGAGGAGGACGAUUACGAGGAGGAGGAAAGCGGUGGCGAGGAAGAGGAGGACGAAGAGGAUGACGACGGUACGGAGGAGGACGACGAGGACGACGGUACCGAGGAGGAGGAGGAGGAAGACGAGGAGGACGACGAUGAUGUGAUCGAGGUGCACGAGCGGCAGAGCGGCGACGGGCAGGAGCAGGACGCGGAAAGCCGCCGCAAGGUGGACGAUGACGAGGACCGCAGCAACCCGCAGUACAUCCCGAAGAAGGGCACGUUCUACGAGCACGACGACCGGACGGCCGAGGACGAUCUGGACGAUUCGGGGGUGGACGGGGACGAGCAGCGGUCGAAGCGGAACGAGGACGGGCUCGGUGAAGGCGAUUCGCACGGUGGCGGUGGCGGUGGUGGAGGUGGCGGCGGCGGAGGCGGUGAGCUCGGAGCGCCCGGAAUGUACGGAGGCGAGCGGCGCGGUUCGGAGAAGGGCGGCGGUGGCGGUACCGGUGGCGGAGCCGGGGCAAAGGGGGCCAAGAAGUGGCAGGCAUCGGCCGACCGGUGGACGCACGACCGGUUCGACGAGAGCGAGCAGGCCCCGAAAUCGCAGGCCGAGCUGGUGUUCGCGUACGGGUACGACAUCCGGAGCGAGGAUGGGCCGCCGAAGGCGCGCAGGAAGCGCCGGUACGCCCGCGGCCCGAACCGGUACACGCGCAACUGGGAGGACGAGGACGCGUACCAGAAGUCGUCCGGGGCGGAGCACCACCAGCGGCACAAGAAGCUGCCGCGGCCGGAAGAGUUCCCCGAGCUGGCGGGCGGCGCCAACGGGAAGAGUGGCCGGGCGACGGGCCGGGGCCGCCGGGAGGGCCCGCCGAAGGGUGCAGAUGGGCAGCGAAGGCAGUCCGGCGGGACGGAGGGUGGUGUGGCGGGUGGUCGUGCGAAGUCGUCCGAUGUGCGGCGGGCGGGUGGCGCCGGGCCGGACCGCUCGAUGGGCCGUUCGGAGCGGGUACGGUCGGGCGAUUGGGCUGCGAGUGCGGCCAGCGGCGCUCCGGCCGAUCGUGACCGGGAGCAGGAGCAGCGGGCCGGCGAUUGGGAGCAGAGGCCCGAGUACGGAGGCGGCAAUGGGCGGUAUCGCAACGAGGAGCGCGGCGCGCGCAACAAUUAUCACAACAAGGAGAACAAGCUCGCCGGCAGCGGUGGGCGAAAUGGUAAGGAGAAGGAGUACAAGGUGAUGAGCUCGCUGCAGUACAAGGGUCAGGCGAGAAACAAAAAUGGCGAAGCAGGAGGAGCUGGAACGGGUGGCAGUGGGGUUGCACCGAUGGGAGCGGGAGCCGGGGCAGGACCGGGACAACCGGCCGGCAGUCCGGGACUGGCUGCCGCUGCCGCCGCUCCAAUGAUGCACAGCAGCAGUGCCGGUGCUCUGUCCGGCAGCAGCAAUAGCAACAAGAUGAACAACCACGGCCCAGUGCAGCAGCAGCAGCAGCAACAGCAUGGAAACAGCACCAGCCCUGGAGGUGAACGCAUCCACCACGCGGACCCGAACCAUCAGAGCAGGAUGAUGAACGUGGUGACGACAUCGGCCUCGCUGGGUUCAGUGCCAUCGGCCGGGGUGCAGCAACAGCACUACGGCAUUCAUGGCCAAAUGGCGCAGCAUCCUCAUCAGCAGCAGCAACCGUCCCAACCGCCUCAGAAGAUGAAACAGGGCUACCUGGAGGAGGACCAUUCGAAGUAUGUGCCUCUGUACGCGGGAUCAGCACCAAUGCAGCAGGCGAACGCAGCCGGUGGGCAGCUUCCGAUGAGUCAGCGAUCUCAAAUCUCACCCCGCGCAAUAGUGGCACAGCCCGCACCGCCGACAGAGCAAGUGUCGUCCGAGCGCAUGCAGCUGGAGUACCAAGCGAUGCCGCAAGGGUACGGUGGCCAGCAGCGUCCGUUGACAGUUCAGCAGCAACAGCAGCAACAGCAGGUUGCUAAUCAAAUGCAACAUCAGCAGCAGAUGCUGCCGGCGGAGGUGCCUCGUGCGACGAAACGAUACUCGACACAGCGGCAGCGAUCCGCGAUGGAAAGUGCGGCCAACGUUAAUGCGAUGCAGGUGCAACAGCAGCAGCAGCAGCAGCAACAGCAGGUGCAACAGCAGCAGCAGCAGCAAGCGGCCGCUGCGGCCGCCGCGGCAGCAGCAGCCGCCUCCAUGCACGAGCAGCGCCAGCUGAUGCAACAGCACCAGGAGCAGAUGCUGCGGCAUCAGCACGAACAACAGCUCAACAAACAGAAGCAGCAGCAGCAGCAGGUGUACGCCCAGCAACAGCUGCCCCAGAGCGGACCGGCUCCCGGUGGGCUGCCCAUGACGCUGCAGCCCGCCGAGUAUCACGUGGCCGUCGGCAAGACGCACCAGCAACCGCCUCCGCCGCCGCAGGGCGCUCCGGGUGGCCAAAGCGCACCGGUCCAGUACCACCAGACGGCGGCCCUCUACUACGCGCCCGCCCCGGGUGGUGCUGGUGGACCCGCUCCGGGUGAGUACGUCACCGCGGCCGCUCCCGUCGGUCAGCCGCAGCAGCAGCAGCAGGCGCCACCACCGCCCCAACAGCAACCGUCCCAGGCGCCACCACCCCCGCAAGCCCAGUAUGCACCGCCCCCGUACGCAGCGCAAGGACCGCCGCCGCAACCGCCCCAGUCCGCCCCGUACCUGGCGGGUCCCGUGCCCGCCCCCAGUGCCUACUUGCCAGCGCCACAACCUGCCAGCGUGCCACAGCCCGGCCCGCAGCCGCCUACGGGCGUCGUGCCGGGCGGUGGUGCACCGCCCCCGCCGAUGAACUUUGUGCCCGCGCUCGGGCCACCGCCGAGCGGAGCCGCACCGGGCGUUAGCCCGGCCCAGUACCCGACCGCCUACGCCGCCAGCUUCCAGACCGGGUACGCACCGGCGGUCGGUGUCGUGCCGCAGCCCGUGCCCGGUGGCCCACCGCCAUCGGCCGUCGUCGCCGGUCCGCCCACCGGAGGCCCCGGUGGACCACCGCCGCCGACCGCGCUGUACCAACCGUCCGGUGGCAUCACGUACUACGCACCUCAAACGCAAGCGCAAGCACCCCGCCCACUGCCCACCGGUCGAAGGCCGACCGCCGCUAUACCGAUUCUGGCCCCGCCGGAUCGUAAACCGGCCGGAGCCGCCACCACGCCCGCCAGCGCGAGUGCGGCGAACAAAUCGGGCGGAGCAACCAGCCGCUCCACCGGGGACGAAUCGACGGCAGCGAAUGCUGCCGAGGGCGGGGCGGAGGGUGCCGGCGGCUCUGCGCCGGCUGACAGUGGCGAAAACAUCGACCACAUCCUGGACAACAUGUUCGUGCAGCGCCCCCAGUAUCAGCCACCGUCGCGCAAGAGUCCGUCGCCUGCGCUGGCAACAACUGCCGCUGCCGCCGCCGCUACGCCUCAGCAAGCGCCGGGCGGUAACGAAACGCCCAACGGGGCCGUGGACGCAGCAGGCACCGAUGGACAGGAGCCGAUGGAUAAAAUUGGAGAGUCUGUUAAGAAAAUGUCCAUCCAAGACACGGAGAAACUGUCCAUCGCCGGUGGUGUGCCAGGUGUGGAGGCCAAAGAGGUUGCGGCCGGUGUGAGCGAAGCGGUUGAAUGACGCUACUAAAAGCUAGCGUGUCGAUCGUGGAGUAGUAGUAGCGCCGUUGCUUGCAAUAUAGGCUCACGUUUGGUCAUCCCUGGGAACGCACCCAGGAAGGAGCCAUUGUAAUGAUUGUCUGUUCAGAGUGUUGUGUAGUAGCAGAGUACUACUUCGCUUAGGUUUGUUUUUGUGCUACUCCCGCGAGAGAGAGAGAGGAGGUAGGUGUAUCCUUUUUUGACUAUUUUCCCAGUAACACUAGGAAACAUCAACAACGAUCGAUUGUGUGAUUUGAGCAGUAGUAGUUGUGUUGUGCACUCGCGGAUUCACGGCUUCACGCGUCUGUACACGUGAUUCAUACCGAAUUGAAUUGAUUUGACGAACGGACAAAUUGACCGUACCUCACAUCGAGUACGGAUGAACGUAGAAAUGUAUCUUUUAUGAGCUCUUUUGGUUUUUUGUUUUGUUUGUUUGUCCCUCCUCGCCAAGUAGAGAUUAUUUAGUGAUAUUUACAUCAAACUAUAUUUAUCUUCCUCUCUUGCGCAACCCUGACUAACCUAGAAGUGGGGAAAUGGGCAUCUAAUCAGUGUGUGCGUGUAUUUGCUGUGUGUGAGUAAUACAACAUACAAGAAAGGAGGGACAUUUAGAGCAGCUUCAGGCAUAACAAGAGAAAAGGCGCGCGCGCGUACGUCCAGUGAACGACAGAAUACACGAGCUAUUAAUAAUGUAAGCAAAACCUGUGUGUACAGCAGAACAGAUUAAAAACAAAAAACUAGAUGCAUCCCCGCACCGCAACAGUCACAAAAAUCGAACAGAUUUAGCCUGCAGCAAGAAGGCGGAAAUAAUCACCGGAAUCACGUGCUCCACCACCACCAACACACAGUUGCACUUUUUUCUCUCUAAUUUUAUCCUACGAUUCCUUUCACGUCAUCAAAACCAAGCAAUACGAUUUCACGAAGCAGAACAAAAAAGCGCCGUCUAUAGCCAAUAAGAAUGACAGAGGGGGUGUGAAAGAGGCAAAAAAAUCUAAUUGUAUUUAUAUAUUGAUUGCGAAGAAGAACAAAACAAAACAAACCGGUUAGAACGAGCGCCCAUACGGAUUUCGCAUGAGUUUUUGCGGCGUAGUGUUUAGGAGCAGCGAUAGAAAAGAAAGAAAGAGAGAGAGAAAAAAUGUAUGAAGUUGAAGCAAUGGAAAACAUAUGAAGUCAUUAUCUAAGAAUGAAAUAAAAAAGAAAGUAUAAUCUA